GUAAGCGGGAGGAGUCGGCGCUGCAACCUCUGAGCCUCUCUGCCUCAGCGGCGGGAGCACCUGGCUGGCCAGCCGCCUUCCCCCUGCCCAGCACACUGCCACCUCCAGCACUGCCACCGCCCGGCGCGAGCCCCACGUCCGGCGACAGCCACACCUUCGGCUCCUUCCUGCCGGGCUCCUGCCUCCUCUGACUGCCGGGCUCGCACGCCUCAGGCUGAUCUAAACGAUGUUUUCUUCUGUGAAGCCCUAUGAGAACCAAAAAUAUUGGGCUCUGAAGAAGGAUUGUCUGAAGAGGAAGGUGCUCUUUGAGGACCCUACAUUCCCAGCCAAUGAUGAAUCCCUGUAUUACUCAGGUACCCAGCGGCAAGAUGUCCAGUGGAGACGGCCUAAGGACAUCUGUGAGAACCCUCGCCUCUUUGUAGAUGGCAUCAGUUCUCAUGACUUGCACCAGGGCCAAGUGGGAAACUGCUGGUUUGUGGCGGCCUGCUCAGCUUUGGCUUCACGGGAGUCCUUGUGGCAGAAGGUCAUCCCCAACUGGAAGGAGCAGGAAUGGAACCCCGAAGAUCCUUCGAGCUAUACGGGCAUGUUCCAUUUCCAUUUUUGGCGCUUUGGAGAAUGGGUUGAUGUGGUCAUUGAUGACCGACUGCCUACGAUCUAUAACCAGCUCAUCUACUGCCAUUCAAAUGUUAAGAAUGAAUUUUGGUGUGCUCUGAUUGAGAAGGCUUAUGCCAAGUUAGUAGGAUGUUAUGAAGCUUUAGAUGGAGGCAAUACUGCGGAUGCCCUAGUAGAUUUCACAGGGGGUAUCACAGAGCCCAUUGAUCUGACAAUUGAGGAUUAUGCCAAUGAUGAAACGUUGCGGAACCAGCUAUUUGAGCGAGUACUGAAGGUCCACUCACGUGGGGGGCUCAUCAGUGCAUCUAUUAAGGCAAUGACAGAAUCUGACAUGGAGACCCGGCUGGAUUGUGGACUGGUGAAGGGUCAUGCCUACGCCAUUACGGAUGUGAGAAAGAUUCGUCUGGGCCAUGGCCUGAUGGCCUAUUUCAAGUCAGAGAAGCUAGAUAUGAUCCGAUUGCGAAAUCCUUGGGGGGAGAAGGAAUGGAAUGGUCCCUGGAGUGACACUUCAGAGGAAUGGCAGAAAGUAAGCAAAAGCGAGAGGGAAAAGCUGGGCGUGACCGUGAAGGAUGAUGGAGAAUUCUGGAUGACAUUUGAAGACCUCUGCCGAAAUUUCACGGACCUCAUCAAGUGUCUCAUCAUCAACACAUCCUACCUAAGCAUCCACAAAACCUGGGAGGAGGCGAAGAUCAAAGGAGAGUGGAAGUAUCAUGAGAAUCCUUUGAAGAACCGCACUGGGGGCUGUACCAACCACAAGGAGACUUUCUUCCAGAAUCCCCAGUAUGUAUUCAAUGUGAAGAAACCAGGGGAUGAAGUGCUUAUCUGUCUGCAGCAGAAAACAAAGCGGACCACGCGCAGGCAGGGCAAAGCUGAGAACCUGGCCAUUGGCUUUGACAUCUACAAGGUGGAGUCGAACCGAAAGUACCGCAUGCAUACUAUACAGGAAAGGGCAGCUGGUUCCAUCUAUAUCAAUUCACGCAGUGUCUUCUUGAGGACUGAACAGAAAGAAGGUCGAUAUGUCAUCAUCCCCACCACCUUUGAACCAGGCCAGACAAGUGAAUUCCUCCUCAGGAUUUUCACAGAUGUGCGUGCCUCCUGCCAGGAAUUAUGCUUGGAUCAGCCUCGACAUUGGUGGUGGAAUAGAAUAUUCGGUUACCCUCAGGUUGUGUCCCAGGUCCAUAUCAUCAAAGCUGAGGGGCUAAGGGAGCCCCCUUCAGAAGGAACUAAUUCCUAUGUGAUCAUCAAAUGUGAAGGGGAGACAGUCCGAUCGGAUGUUCAUAAGCAUAAUGGCACCCCAGAGUAUGAUGUGAAAGGCAUUUUCUAUCGUAAGAAGCCGGAGCAGCCCAUCAUAGUCCAGAUUUGGAACCACAAAUUCUUGUUGGAUCAGUUCCUUGGGCAGGUGGCUCUGAAGGGGGAUCCAGAUGACCUUCAGACAUCCCACGCCCUGCACCUACAAGACAGGGGCAAUGGGAAUACCAAUGACCUUCCUGGCACCAUCUCCCUACAGGUCUUCAGCAGCAGCAACCUCACACACAUCUAGGGCAUUCCCCAGCCCUGGAGAACCCAUGGUCCGUGGGGGGCACGGCUGGACCUGCUCCUGGGUGGCUCCAGCUUUCUCUUGGAGCCCUUUACACACACAAUGAGAUUUCUUUAUUUCCCAAGGACAGAUUCACUACGUAGAAGAAUGAUGCAUGUAUCUCCUGGAAUAUGGUGUCUGAGGGUAUCAGAGGCCUUCUGGACGCUUGGCAUCUCUUAGCCAGUGGAGGGGGGUGUAAGACCAAGAGCACUCCAGGACAGGGUACCACUCAGUCACCUGUUUAUAAGCCAGUGGCUCUGUGGAUUUUGCUCUUGCCCCUAACCCAUUCUCUGUUAGCCAAUAUCCCCUCAUUCCUUUCCUCUUCCCCCUCCCCCCCACUUCCCUUUCCCUCCUCCUGUGUUCUCAGUUACCCACCACCCACUGUAAUGAUAGUUUGCCCUCCCUAGGGUCCCUUUUGUUCAGAGAGAGUAGCAACACUUUUGUGUAGUGGAGAGAGCGCUGAAGCAGGAGUCAGAAAGACUCGGCUUUCAUUGACUGGCCAACCAGUUACACCAGGGUCGACUCCAUCAGUAUAAAGGUAUCCAGUGGCUGGGUGGGACUUAGAAAAGAUCUGGUGGAAUUUUGGCCAGGCCAGGGGCUCUCCCCAAACUGCCCACCCCAUAGUCAGACUCCUUGUUAGUGGGAGGACUUACCAGGAUUGUUUAUCCUGACAAGGAUGGACAUCUUCACAUCAGAAUGGUUUCUUUUGUCAGUUCUGUUAGGAUUUCCACUAAGAGAGCCAUAGCCAGGUUGCUUUGAAAGCUUUCCAUUAGAUCAUUAGGGCCCAUUUUAGAGGUGAAAGGACUUCACGUGGGCACGUGCAUGUAGCCAGGCUCUCUACCGGCCGUCAGUGCUGUAGCUUUUUUCACAAGUUGAACUAACUGCCAUAUGUUGAAGGAUCACAAUUCCAUGGACCAUCUCAUCCAGGUCAAACCAGGUGUUAUCACUGGUUCUCCUCCCAGAGAGGAUCAGUUCCUAUCUAGCUGGACAUUUGCUCAUCAGUCUGGAUGAUAGCUGGCACUCGUGGGCAUGUGUCAGAGAGCAGUGCCAAGGCAGCCCCUGCACUAAUGAGAGACAGAACUCUUAGCCAUGCCAAAGCCGGGGUCUGGGGGAAAGGGUGCACCAAAGGACCACCCUUCUUCCUCCAAGCAGAAUGGAUUUUCUUCAGCAAAACAGGCCCAACAAGCCAAAGACUGUUCCUUCUUGUCAUCUCAGUAUUAAGACCAAAGUGUCUUAAUGGGUUUCUUCCUCACGUCCUUGUGGUUUUUCUUAUUUCACAUUUUAGAGGCUAGGGGUUUUCAGUUGAUUAAGAGAAACAGAGGAGCAGAACCCAUACCUUUUUUUUAACCCUAAUUUUAUGGGGUCUUUUGAAAUCAUGAUUCCAGGUGGAAGGAAUUAGAGAUAGGAUGAGUGGGAAUCUGGGUACCUUUGCACCUUCCCCCCCAUCCCCCCAUAACUGGGAUUUGGAAUUGGAUAAAGAUCAGGGCAUUUUGUGUAAUUAUUGAAGGAUUUUAUUGGGUUUCCCUGGCACAUUCAUGAGAUAUGGACAGUUUAAUAUUUCCUGCCAAACAUCUGUUGUUCCAGGAGGCCCUUUCAGUUGUUAGAAACACCUAAGUCUGCCCAGAGAUCCUAAUGACUCAGUUGUGUCUGAGCCCUUUCAUUCUCCAGAUCAACAUCAGGAAAAAAGAUCCCAUAAUUUCUUGAAGGUUGAAAGCCAUUCCCCUUGUAGUUAGAAAGCCAGAAUCUUUAUUGAAGCUUGCAAACCUAGGUCUAGUUAAGGCAUGAUUGCUCUGUAAGGUAGAGCCCCUUUUUUUGCUCUCCUGGGGAUCAAGUGAGGAAGGAAAUCCUGUUUCUCUGUCACUCUUCGUUUUAAGACACCUGGGAACUUUUCAUCUCUAGGACUUUUGCCACUAGGACCAAGGUUUACUGAACUGGACAUAGUCCAGUUCUUGACUUCUCACCAUGACUUUUCACAUCCUUUUUCUCUAUCUCUGCCAUAUGCCAGUGGGACACCUCUCUCCCUAGGUUGUGUCCAUUCAGAUAAUCUGAGAGUUUAUACUCCUAUUUAGGCUCAUGAGGUAUGAAGAGCAGAAGUAAAAGAUUAGGAAGGGAUAGAAUGUAAAAGAAAAAGGAAAGAAGGAAAGAGGAAAGAAAGGAGGGAGGGAAGUAAGAAGAGAGGAAGAAAGAGGGAAGGAGAAAGAGAAAAAAGAAGGAAGGAAGGAAGAAAGAAAGGAAAGGAAGGGAAAAAAGGAAGGAAAGUCAGUUUUUUUUUUUUCUCAUCCUAAAACUCAUCUGUGAGACCCAAGGUGAUCCAUAUGGGUCUCGAAUUGAAACUCUCUGUGUGACAAUGAGCAAAGUCACUUAAACCUCUCUGUGCCUCGAUUUUUCCCAUUUUUGAGAUGGGGCCAAAAAUACUUGUUUGUCAAGCUUUUCAUGAUGAGUUCAGUUCUAAAGACAAGAAUAUAGGUAUACGUGUGCACACACGUGUGUGUUUGUAUAUACACAAAUAUACAUAUAUGUAAAUAUAUAGUAUACCAUAUUUACAUAUAUAGUACUUAUAUGUGUAAGUGUCUCAGUUACAGAAUGUUAGACCAGAGACCUUAGUGGUCAUCUCCUGUCUUAUAGCAUCCUACAGUAAUACUCAAUCUACCUUCUGUUGGGGGUAGUCCAUUCCACCCCUUUGUUUGGGAGUUUUCCCUUCCGUGAAGAAGAAAUUGCUCUCUUCAUAACACACUCAUUUUUCCUGGUUCUUACAGCAAAGUCUAAGCAAAGCAAUCCUUAUCCCCCUUCCACAUGAAUGUCCUUCAGAUAUUUGAAUAUGGAAGUCUUUAGUCUCCACCCCUCUUUCCUUAAAGCUAAAGAUUUUUUGUUCUUUUCAUAUGAUUUCCAGACCCCGUCUUAGCCUAGUUGCCUUUUUCUGGGUGUGCUCCAGUUUGUGAACUUCCUUCCUAAAAUGUGGUGCCUAGAACUGGACACGAUAUCUCAGAUGGGCCUGACCAAGGCAAAGGACCGUGGGGCUUUUGCCUUUCUCCCUAGGGAUUGUACGCCUCUUUUUAUGUAGCUCAGAUUCGUAUUUGCUUUUGGGGUUGUUGUCUCACAUAAGUGACUUAAAUUGAUUCUUAACCUCCUAAUUUCUGAGGCCCAGAAUUCCAGAUGAGAUUUAUAUUCGUCUUUGGGACAGGAUCUGGCCAGUCAGAAAUCAUAGCUUCUCUUCUUUGGAGCUGGGGUCCUGCCUGGAUACCUGCAGUACCAAGGGGGAAGACCUCCUUCCCCUCACCCACUGUUUCUCAGGCAGACCUUCACUGUGCUUUGACUCGUGCCCCUCUGCAUGGCCCUCUUUUCUCUUACCAGCCUCGCCAGCAAGCUUCCCACUAGGGCUUCCCUACACCCCCUUCUAAUUCUGGAACCACAAUCAAAUUGACUCUGCCAGUGUUCUUGGAAGGGGUAUGUUGCUCCCCCACCAUCUGUUACAUUCUGGACCAAAGUGCCCCCCAACCCCACCCCCUCUCAUCCUUGUGUGUGUUGUUUUUACCUCUUAGAAUAUAAGCUCCUGAGAGUAGUGAUUGCCUUUGCUUUUGUAUUUGUAUUCUCACAGCUUAGCACAGUAUUUGGCACCUCGUAAAUACUUAAUAAAUUCUUUUUCUUCUUUUUGUUCA
This is a messenger RNA of Antechinus flavipes (yellow-footed antechinus), 5844 nucleotides long. It is a transcript of the gene CAPN5, whose product is annotated as calpain 5. NCBI's taxonomy places the organism in Eukaryota, Metazoa, Chordata, Mammalia, Dasyuromorphia, Dasyuridae. Gene Ontology annotation, biological process: proteolysis. The coding region runs from base 227 to 2152 and encodes 641 amino acids. The record is from RefSeq and is a predicted model, not a curated record. Gene Ontology annotation, molecular function: calcium-dependent cysteine-type endopeptidase activity. Gene Ontology annotation, cellular component: cytoplasm. The transcript is spliced from 13 exons.